GGCGGCGCCCGUCUGCAUCGGCUCCUGCCUGGUGGACAUCUCCUACAGCGAGACCAAGAGGAGGCACGUGUUCCGGCUGACCACCGCUGACUUCUGUGAAUAUCUCUUUCAGGCUGAGGACCGUGAUGACAUGCUGGGCUGGAUCAGAGCGAUCCGGGAGAACAACAGGGCCGAGGGCGAGGACCCCGGCUGUGCCAACCAAGCUCUGAUCAGCAAGAAGCUUAAUGAUUAUCGCAAAGUGAGCCAUAGCUCUGGGCCCAAAGCCGAUUCCUCCCCAAAAGGCUCUCGGGGCCUGGGAGGCCUCAAGUCUGAGUUCCUCAAACAGAGUGCAGCGCGUGGCCUCCGGACUCAGGACCAGCCAGCAGGGAGCAAGGAUGACAGUGUUGCAGCCCCCAAGACCCCGUGGGGCAUUAACAUCAUCAAGAAGAACAAGAAAGUGGCCCCGAGGGCGUUUGGGGUCCGGCUGGAGGACUGCCAGCCAGCCACGGAGAACCAGCGCGUCCCCCUGAUCGUGGCUGCCUGCUGUCGAAUCGUGGAGGCCCGGGGGCUGGAGUCCACGGGCAUUUACCGAGUGCCUGGCAACAACGCAGUGGUGUCCAGCCUGCAGGAGCAGCUCAACCGCGGGCCCAGUGACAUCAACCUGCAGGAUGAGCGCUGGCAAGACCUCAACGUGAUCAGCAGCCUGCUCAAGUCCUUCUUCCGGAAGCUGCCGGAGCCUCUUUUCACGGAUGACAAAUACAACGACUUCAUCGAGGCCAAUCGCAUCGAGGACGCCAGGGAGCGGAUGAAGACGCUGCGGAAGCUGAUCCGGGACCUCCCAGGCCACUACUAUGAGACGCUCAAGUUCCUCGUGGGCCAUCUCAAGACCAUUGCUGACCACUCAGAGAAGAACAAGAUGGAGCCCCGGAACCUGGCCCUGGUCUUCGGGCCGACGCUGGUGAGGACGUCUGAGGACAACAUGACGGACAUGGUGACCCACAUGCCCGACCGCUACAAGAUCGUGGAGACACUGAUUCAGCACUCAGACUGGUUCUUCAGCGACGAGGAGGACAAGGGGGAGAGAACCCCUGUGGAUGACAAGGAGCCUCAGUCAGUGCCCAACAUCGAGUACCUUCUACCCAACAUUGGCAGGACGGUGCCCCCCGGGGACCCAGGCUCAGCGGACCUGUUGGAGAUUUAAAGGAUUCCACUACCUGUAGUUCAGCCAAGUCCAAGGU
Carlito syrichta (Philippine tarsier) is the source of this 1217-nucleotide messenger RNA. RefSeq names its product rho GTPase-activating protein 23-like. The record is from RefSeq and is a predicted model, not a curated record. Bases 131 to 1180 code for a protein of 349 amino acids. The transcript has 13 exons. NCBI's taxonomy places the organism in Eukaryota, Metazoa, Chordata, Mammalia, Primates, Tarsiidae. Gene Ontology annotation, biological process: signal transduction.